Molecule: messenger RNA, 3195 nt
Organism: Sinocyclocheilus rhinocerous
Lineage: Eukaryota; Metazoa; Chordata; Actinopteri; Cypriniformes; Cyprinidae
Product: microprocessor complex subunit DGCR8-like
Exons: 15
Coding region: 719-3070 (783 amino acids)
Biological process (GO): primary miRNA processing
Cellular component (GO): microprocessor complex
Molecular function (GO): identical protein binding; heme binding; double-stranded RNA binding
Source: RefSeq, a predicted model, not a curated record
CAUUAAGCUGAUUCACGCGUGGUUCGGUUGAGAAGGUUUGGUUGCCGCACACAGCUCCUUAUUUCGGCUAACACGGGCUAUCUAAUCGAAUCAUAGAUCAGUUUUUGCUAAACAAAACAAAAAGCGCGCACAUAAUUGCUUUAAAAACCAGUGAUGAGACACAAAAUUGCAGUUUUUAAUGUCUGCGUGAUGAGAUGUAACAUAUUGACUUCCGUUUCUCCUAGCCGACCAAUUAGCAAAGGCCUUCAGAGUUUAUAGUUCAUUAUGAAAUUCUACAAAUACAGUGUUUAUUUGCUGACGGUUUAUUUAGCAACAGCAACCAAUUUUAAUCUCGACAUGCAAAUGAACAAUUCAUCAGUUGUAUUAAUACUGAUUUCUGUGGCAUGCAUUUGUGAGUUUUGGGAAAUAAAAGCGCCGACAGAGGAUCUGGCCUCCCAGGAUGGACCGUGCUUAGAUGUGGGCAACGUUUAAGCUGAAUGCAUUGUGAUUUCCAAUAAUUGAGACAGUGAUUUCUAAAAAGCUGUCUACAUUAAUGAAAAGAACAAUGUAGUCAGCUUAGCAUAUUCAACCAUGUACAUGAAUAUUGUUAAAUAGGUGUCUUGAGCUGUGUAAUAUUCAUGCAUGUAUUAGGGCUGCAAUGUUUUAGCUAAAUUAGGCAGAUCCCUUCCCACUUGCAUUCUCUUAGGUUUUUAAUAUAGCUCUUUUUAAGAAAUUAAACAUGGAUGUCACUGAGAUUUUACCUCCCCUCCCAUUGGAGCCACCAGACGCAGUAUUGGCGGGGAAUGAUUACAGUAAAGCACCUCCACCACCUCCCCUGCAAACGUCCAGUGACGCAGAGGAAAUGGACGUUAGCUCUGGUGGUGAUGGACACCAACACACCCCAGCAGUGGACAGGGAUGAACAGCUCCUCCUCAACAAGCGCACAUUGUCCGUUAGUAGUCACCCAUCAGGUAGUCCUGACUCCAUGGCCACGUGCCCUAGAACCGCUCGCCAUGCUCCCCCAGUUACAAAGUUCUUACCUGAUCUCAAACUCCUCAAAGAUGUAAAGAUCAGCGUCAGUUUCUCAGACAGCAGUAAGAGCAAAGACAGGGAGGUGUUGUACACUGGUUUGGGGCAGGUUAGCGAUGAAGAUCAGAGCCUAGAGGGCCUGAAUGGUGAAUUGCAUGAUUCUUUACAGCAGAGAAGUGUGCCGGGCAGCUCGACCAUGAGCACUGGUACCUUAGGGUUAGCUAGAAACAGCGAAGAGCUGGAGACAGAGCAGGAGAACAAGGUUGAGUUUGCCGUCUUGGAUGACCUGGAAGAUUUCAGCGAGAACUUUCUGGAAGCGGAAGACGGAGAACAGAGUGGUUUCAGGUCUCAGAUGAUAGUUCAGCAGGAGCAAGCGCACGAGGAGGACCUGAAUUACUCCUAUGAGGAGGACUUUGACAAUGAUGUAGAUGCCCUGCUGGAGGAAGGCAUGCCUAUGCCCAAGAAGAGGCGUCUGGCUGAAGACAAGUACACUGGAGACAGUGAUCACCAUUCAGAUGGCGAGGCCGGAGUUCAGCCCAUGAUGACCAAAAUUAAGACGGUUCUUAAGAGUCGUGGGCGUCCACCAACUGAGCCGUUACCCGAUGGGUGGAUCAUGACAUUCCAUAACUCUGGCAUUCCAGUCUACCUCCACCGGGAAAGCAGAGUUGUAACAUGGUCUAGACCUUACUUCCUUGGAACAGGAAGCAUUAGGAAACAUGACCCACCAACCAGUAGCAUUCCCUGCUUGCACUAUAAGAAAAUGAAGGAUCAAGAAGAAAGGGAACGGAAUGGAGAGGUGACUCCAACUGCAGAGGUGUCUCCAGUGAAAUCUGGGGAUGAGGGCAUCACAUUGGAGAGAGCCGACGAGCCUGACUCUACUGCCACAGAAGAGCCGACAGGCAGACCAACAUCAGAAGAUCCAGAGCUUGACCUCAUGAAGCCAGGAAGAUCUUCAGAGGGGAAGGACAGCCAAGCCAAUGAUACUGCACAGGGAGCGCUGGGCCAGGUCAAAGCCAAGGUGGAGGUCUGCAAAGAUGAGUCUGUUGACAUUGAGGAGUUUAGAAGCUACUUAGAGAAGUGCUUUGAUUUUGAGCAAGUGACGGUGAAGAAGUUUCGCACAUGGGCUGAGCGCAGACAGUUCAACCGGGACAUGAAGAGGAAGCAGGCCGAGUCUGAGAGGCCCAUCCUACCAGCCAAUCAGAAGCUCAUCACACUCUCCGUACAAGACGCCCCAACAAAGAAAGAGUUUGUCAUCAACCCCAACGGGAAGUCAGAAGUCUGCAUUUUACACGAGUAUAUGCAAAGAGUACUCAAAGUGCGACCAGUUUACAACUUUUUUGAAUGUGAAAACCCAAGUGAACCCUUCGGAGCCUCAGUCAUUAUAGACGGUGUUACAUAUGGCACAGGAACAGCAAGUAGUAAAAAACUCGCCAAGAAUAAAGCUGCUCGAGCAACACUGGAGAUCCUCAUUCCUGACUUUGUGAAGCAGACGUCUGAGGAGAAGCCCAUAGAGGGAGAUGAACUGGAGUAUUUUAAUCAUAUCAAUAUUGAAGAUUCAAGAGUGUAUGAGCUGACCAACAAAGCAGGUUUACUCUCACCAUAUCAGAUCCUUCAUGAGUGCCUUAAGAGAAACCAUGGCAUGGGUGACACCAGCAUCAAGUUUGAAGUGAUUCCAGGAAAGAACCAGAAGAGUGAAUAUGUCAUGACAUGCGGGAAGCACACUGUACGGGGCUGGUGUAAAAAUAAGAGGGUUGGAAAGCAGCUGGCUUCACAGAAGAUUCUUCAAAUGCUUCAUCCUCACGUCAAGAACUGGGGCUCACUGCUGCGCAUGUACGGCAGAGAAAGCAACAAGAUGGUUAAGAAAGAGAACUCUGAUAAGAGCGUGAUUGAGCUUCAGCAGUAUGCCAAAAAGAACAAGCCAAAUCUUCACAUCCUCAACAAACUACGAGAAGAGAUGAUGAAGCUGGCUCGGGAAAGGGAGGAGGCAAGAAAGAAGCCGAAGAUGACCGUAAUGGAGUCGGCUCAACCUGGCAGUGAACCUCUGUGUACUGUUGACGUCUAGCAAACCCUCGUUCAGCAUGUUGUGAUGGCAGAUAGCACUGAACAAUGAAGCAAACGGCGCACCUUUGCCAGUGAGAUGCCGAUGGUUCCUGUUCCACAGCACACGUCCAGCUGAGCCCAUUCACC